Cinclus cinclus is the source of this 1119-nucleotide messenger RNA. It is a transcript of the gene POU3F1, whose product is annotated as POU class 3 homeobox 1. Gene Ontology annotation, biological process: brain development; regulation of transcription by RNA polymerase II. The record is from RefSeq and is a predicted model, not a curated record. Gene Ontology annotation, cellular component: nucleus. Gene Ontology annotation, molecular function: RNA polymerase II cis-regulatory region sequence-specific DNA binding; DNA-binding transcription factor activity, RNA polymerase II-specific. The transcript has a single exon. The coding region runs from base 1 to 1119 and encodes 372 amino acids. NCBI's taxonomy places the organism in Eukaryota, Metazoa, Chordata, Aves, Passeriformes, Cinclidae.
AUGGCCGCCGCCGCGCAGUACCUGCCGCGCUCCGCCGCGCUCAUGCACCCCGACGGCGACCGCCUGCACCAGGGCACCACGUACCGCGAGGUGCAGAAGAUGAUGCACCACGAGUACCUGCAGGGACUGGCCCCCGCCGCCGGGCACGCCGUCGGGCUGGCGCACCACCAGUGGCUGCCCAGCGCCGGCACGGACUGGGGUAGCGGCGGGGGCGGCGGGGGCGCGCACCUUCCGCCCGCUGAGCACGGCAAGGGCGGCCCGCCGGGGCCCCGCGAAGAGCUGUCCGCCGCCGCCGCCUUCCACCACCGGCCGCACCUGGUGCACCAGCCGGCGGCGGGCGGCGCGACGGGCGGCUGGGCGCAGGGCGGUGCGCACCACCUGCCGCCCAUGUCGCCGCCGUCGGGGCAGCCGCUGCUCUACGCGCAGCCCUACGCGGGCCUCAACGGGAUGCUGGGCCCGCCGGCGCCAGCGCUGCACCACGGGCUGCGCGACCCGCUGGGCGCCGAGGAGGCGGGCGGCCACGAGCUGGCGGCGUCGCCGCCGCCGCUGGGGCCGCCCGAGCCGUCGGACGAGGACGCGCCCAGCUCCGACGACCUGGAGCAGUUCGCCAAGCAGUUCAAGCAGCGGCGGAUCAAGCUGGGCUUCACGCAGGCCGAUGUGGGGCUGGCGCUGGGCACCCUGUACGGGAACGUCUUCUCGCAGACCACCAUCUGCCGGUUCGAGGCGCUGCAGCUGAGCUUCAAGAACAUGUGCAAGCUGAAGCCGCUGCUCAACAAGUGGCUGGAGGAGACGGACUCCAGCACGGGCAGCCCCACCAACCUGGACAAGAUUGCGGCGCAGGGCCGGAAGCGCAAGAAGCGGACGUCCAUCGAGGUGGGCGUCAAGGGCGCCCUGGAGAAUCACUUCCUCAAGUGCCCCAAGCCCUCGGCGCACGAGAUCACCUCCCUGGCGGACUCCCUGCAGCUGGAGAAAGAGGUGGUGCGGGUCUGGUUCUGCAACCGGCGGCAGAAGGAGAAGCGGAUGACGCCGGCCGGGGUCCCGCAUCCCCCCAUGGAGGACGUUUACUCACAGGCGGACACUUCGCCGCUGCACCAUGCGCUGCCCGGCGCCGUGCAGUGA